Molecule: messenger RNA, 1575 nt
Organism: Rubroshorea leprosula
Lineage: Eukaryota; Viridiplantae; Streptophyta; Magnoliopsida; Malvales; Dipterocarpaceae
Source: the annotation of a GenBank genome assembly
AACAAAUAUUGGAAGACAAAAUAGAAAACAAUUUGCGACUUGUAGUUUGGUUUGGCUUAGUUUAGGAUUUCUUCCCAAGUAUCUGCAUAUCAUCUCUGCCUGAAAGCAUGAGGAAAAAGCAUUGUGCUCCAAUAGAGCUUUAAGUUCUUGCUCAUUUUGUUUAUAACGAUUUAGGCAGGCACUUCAAACAUGAAAAGCAUUUUGCUUGCAGGAUAAGUCUUCUGACUCAUCAUGCCACCAAAAGCUACUGGCUAAGGCAAAAAAUAAAAUAAAAGAGAGGGAAGUGGGUGGUUGUGGGAGCUGAAACUUGGCUGUAUAAUAAUAAAGUAGACAAAAUGGGGUUAAAUUGUGUAUGCAUGCUUCAAAACAUUUCUUGAUGACUUUACAGGUGACUGCUAAAUUUAAGUGUGUAGUACGGUUUGUAGCUGCAUUUCCAUGGCGGGUUGAGGAUUUCCGCUCACCUCGUGGUACUUACAGGAUUAGGUUUACCCUAGAGGAUCCGACUGCUAGAGUCCAUGCUUUUGUAUUUGCAGAAGAUGGGGUAAGAACAAUGGUUUUUUUAUCCUUCUUGACAUUUUGACAUCCUUGCCAUUUUCUGUUGUGAAGAAAAGAUUCUUGCCUGAACUUGGACAAUUUGUUGGCUGAUAAAAUGGCAGUUUGGUUUCCUUUACAAGCAAAUUAGAGUUAUUUUCAAGGAGGAAACAUUCAAUCCCUCUUUGGUGAAAUAAAUCACUGCAUUUAGUUAUAUGUUUGUUCCUGAUAGAACUGCUAUUAGAGAAUCUUGUGUUUUUCUUUAAAGUUUUAGAUUUAAAGACGUUAUUUUGUAUAACCCAUAUUUUUAUCUGCAAAGUGAUUUUCUUAACUGUGAAUAUUAAAAACAAAAAGAAAUAUAGAGCUUUAGAUUAAUAUAAUUCCCCAAUGUGAUGGGCAACAACGGGGUUUGUUUGAAACCUCACUUGGAAACCUGUUGAAUCAGUUAAAUUCAAACGUAUAAUUUUUAUUGAUUUUGAUCAAAUAUCUGCACGAUAUUAUGGAUUCUGAUGCAUCUGCUCACUAAAAGUUUAUUCAUUCGAUAAAAUUGUGUAGUCUGUUUGCAUGAUUUAAUUCUUUGACUGCAUUUCUUUAUAAUAGGAGAAAUUUUUUGAUGGGGUUUGUUCCACUGAUGAAUUGGGAAUGAAGUUCAAUAAAUUGCUUGGAAUAGAUAUGACUGAUGAUGGCAAGCAAGAUAAGAAUGCUGGCAGGAAUCCACCAUGGGUGCAGUGCUGCCUGAAAUCUUAUUAUCUUGACAAAAGCAACAAGUGGGGAAGUAGACAAUUUAGAAUCUUUGAAACCAAGCUCGUUGGUUGAGGAGUUUGACAACAAUGUAUGGCCCAGUUGCAGGAAUCCCUUACUGUAUAACGGUAUUUGCAAGAACUCGGGAAAUUACUUGCUUAAACUGGUCCCCAAAGUGCCCUGUAUAUAUAUAUAUAUAUAUAUAUAUAUAGACAUUAGUUAUCAACCUCCUGCAUCAGUUUUGUAGCCAUCAGUCCAGUUUGUGGAACACUGAAUGUAUUCUCUUGGAGAAGUAUUUAGGAA